AUGACCGCAGUCAUCACAGACCAGGCGCCUCCUAUCCUCAAAGGCCCUUCCGACAAGGAGAAGAAGUAUGACCGACAGCUUCGUCUAUGGGCUGCAAGUGGACAGCAAGCUCUUGAGGAUGCCCACAUUCUACUGCUCAACUCAGGCGCAGGCACUGUUGGUGUGGAGACUUUGAAGAACCUUGUCCUUCCAGGCAUUGGCAAGUUUACUAUUGCAGACAAUGCCACCGUAAAACACGCUGAUCUAGGCGUCAACUUCUUUCUCGACGAAGACUGCCUGGGCAAGCCAAGGUCCGAAUGUUGCGUAAAGCUGCUUCAGGAACUCAAUCCAGACGUCAAAGGCGACUGGUUCCCACGGGAAAAGGGCGAGUCUUUAGAGAGCCUGUUUGGGCACGGACAUAAUUUUACCUUGAUCAUGUACUCCCUCCCAAUCGAAGCCGAGAGUCUUGCUCUCGUCCAAAAGUACGCCGAGAAAAAUCAAGUGCCCCUACUUUCGAUACACUCGGCCGGCUUCUAUUCCUACUUCCGUAUUCAUCUUCCUGGAACAUUCCCCAUCGUCGAUACACACCCUGAAUCUACAGCCACUACAGACCUUAGGCUUCUCACUCCAUGGCCAGAGCUUUCAAAGUUUGCGGCGGAUGUUACGGCUGAUAUUGAAAAUCAAAGCGCCCACGAGCAUGGCCACAUCCCAUACGUUGCGCUCCUCCUUCACUACCUCGGGAAAUGGAAGGACAUCCAUGGAUCACUUCCCUCGACCUACAAAGAAAAGACCGCUUUCAGAGACACUGUCUCUGCCGGAGCACGGAGAGACAACCCAGAAGGAGGAGAGGAAAACUUUGACGAGGCGACAGCUGCUGUACUGAAAACAAUCUCUGCCCCUAGCCUUGCUAGCUCUGUCAAGGAAGUGUUUGAUUACAAGCCUAGUGAGGUAGAAGCUUCCUCGAGUUUCUGGGUCAUAACUGAUGCUAUUAAACAAUUUUACGGAAAGCAUAAUGCACUUCCAUUGCCAGGCUCAGUGCCAGACAUGAAGGCGCAAUCGACCAUUUACGUACAGCUCCAGAACAUUUACAAGGCCAAAGCCCGUCGCGACAUUUCGGAGGUGCUAGAAAUCGUUCGUGCUCACCCAAGUGGCAAAGAUGUUGAAGUGGCGGAAAUCGAAACUUUCUCCAAGAACGCUGCUUUCAUCAAGCUCAUUCGGGGAAUAGAUUCCACACCACCCAGCAUACAAACUAUUGCUAGCCAGGAGUUUGAGAAUGAUAAGACGGCAGAAUUGACAAUGAUGCCUCUGUCACUGCUGCCAAUCUAUCUAUCCCUGAACGCAACAUCACACUUACCUUCUGCAAGCUCAUCUGAUAUUCUUGCCACAGUAGGCAAAGAUGUUCUCGGUGCUUCCGAUAAUCAACGUCUCGUGGAAGCCGCCGAAGAGGUCGCUCGAGCCAAGGGUGGAGAGCUGCAUAAUAUCUCUGCACUGACUGGUGGCAUGGUCGCUCAGGAAGUGAUCAAGAUCAUCACCAAGCAAUAUAUACCCAUCGAUAACACGUGCGUGUUUGAUGGUAUCAUAAGCAGGGCGCAAGUACUGAGAAUCUGA
Molecule: messenger RNA, 1587 nt
Organism: Lachnellula hyalina
Lineage: Eukaryota; Fungi; Ascomycota; Leotiomycetes; Helotiales; Lachnaceae
Gene: nae1
Product: NEDD8-activating enzyme E1 regulatory subunit
Exons: 5
Coding region: 1-1587 (528 amino acids)
Biological process (GO): protein neddylation
Cellular component (GO): cytoplasm
Molecular function (GO): NEDD8 activating enzyme activity
Source: RefSeq, a predicted model, not a curated record